AUAAAUAUACAUCUUUCUUUCCCUCGCUUACACACAUUCAUUGCAGUUUGGGAUCUUAUUUUUGUUAGUUUGAAUAGAUCAGUAGCUGAGUAUUAAGCUUUAGUUUCACAGUUACUCAAAAAAUUAGAUAUGGAAUCUGCUAUGGUUGGUCUUGUAGUUGAAAAACUUGGCUGGAUGAUGAUAGAGCAGAUAAAUAAGGAGGCUUCACUUGUUCUUAACUUCAGAAAGGACUUUGAAUGGCUGAGCGAAAAACUUACAAGGAUAAGAAGCUAUCUCAGAGAAGCAGAUAUCCUAAGUGCACACAAUGAGUCCGUGAAAAGCUGGCUGCUGGAUGUUGCAGAGAUUGCUUUGGAUGCAGAGGACAUACUCGACGAAUGUGUUGUUGAAUAUGAAGGUACUGAUAAUGAAAGCCCUCAAUCCUCUUGUGUUUGUUCUUUAAGCUAUUCUCAGUUAGUGUUUCGCUAUGUAAUAGAGAGCGGCUCACAUCCAGUGGCUAUUGAGUCCAAGGUUGAACAAGUCCUCCACCUACUGAAUGACCCUGUCGCGCUUGUCAUUGCCGUCGUUGGUAUUGGCGGCGUCGGGAAGACGUUUCUAAUGCAAAAUGUAUUCAACAAAAUUAAGGGUGAGUUUGAGAAAUCAAUCUGGCUGGCUAUUUCUCAGACAUACUCCCUUACAAAGUUGCAGGCUGCUUUGGCCAUGGAACUGGGUUUGAACGAGGUCGUUAAUGGGAGGGUAGAUGAGGUAAAGGCAGCAGAGCUGAUUCAUGGCCGUUUAGCAAGCAGAAAGUUCCUCAUUGUGUUGGAUGAUGUGUGGAGGGCAACAGAACAAGAGAACUUAGUAUUGGCACUUGGCCUUCCAAGGGGGAAUAACCCUUGUGGUCACAACACGAAGCAAACAUGUGAGCAGCAACAUGAAUGCUCGUGUUUAUGAGCUGCAACCUUGGUCAAAAGAGGAGAGCUGGAACCUGUUUUGCGCUUUUGCCUUUCAGGGAAAUCAGCCGCCACAUCAUCUUGAAGGGAUUGCUUGUCAAGUAGAAGGGGAAUGUGGGAGAUUGCCCUUGGCUGUUAAAACAGUGGCAGCAUCUCUGGCGAACACGACAUUAUCUAGGGAGUGGGAAUUUAAAUUGGAGCAGCUAAGAGCGGCAGCUUCUACCGAGGAUCCAAUUAUGCAGAUUCUCAAGCUAAGUUAUGAUUCUCUCCCUGCUAAUCUGAAGCCCUGUUUUGUGCAUCUUUCUUUCUUUCCCGAAGAUGAGGUAAUAGACUACCAAUAUCUCAUAAAUCUGUGGGUAGCAGAAGGAUAUAUUCCUCAAGGAGAGGACUAACUAGACAUCGGAUGGAAGCAUAGCAAAAGAAAGUGAAUGUGCAUUUAGUGUGGAGAAAGCCUUCAAGAAAGAUCUCACUGUGCAAACAGGCAGGACGUGUCGCAGAAUUUUAAUGGGCAAGAGAAGCAUAGGCGAUGAUGAGGUAGAGGUAAUGGGAAGAAACGGGACAUAUUCCACUAUAUCAUAUCUUCGCACUAUAUCCUUUUCAAAAAAUUCGGGCAUUCAAAAUAUUCCACCAAUCUUGAUCAAUGAUGCGAGAGUACUGCGUGUACUUGACUUGAGUGGCACUGGAAUCUCGGUAUUGAGCAAUUGUGUUGGAAAUUUAAAGCUCCUUAGGGUUUUGAAUUUAAGCGACACAAAAAUUACCAAGGUACCAGAAUGUGUGAAAAGUAAUAAGAGUCUACGCUUCCUUGACAUUUAAGAUGGAAUGGCCAUUGCAAGGCACUGCCAAAAGGGUUUGGGAAGCCCGGGGAUUCUCUAAACUACGGAUUUUUGAAAUUUUUGACUUUCAAGUGUUAGAGGAGUUGCCAGAAUUAGAAGAUGGAGCGAUGCCACGCCUUGAGAUAUUAAAAGUAGUGUCAUGUGACAAUCUAAAGAAACUUCCAUGUGGAUUAGAGCUCUUGAAAAGUCUGAAAGAGUGUCACUUGUACCGGAUGAACGUGACACAAAUGUUUCAGGGUGGGGAAUUAUUGAAUAAAUUGAAAGCCAAUAAUCCCAAUGUCAAAAUUUAUCCUCCACGAAAGUGAGUUUGUAAAAUAGUGAAAUGCAAAAUGGUGUAUUUUUAUAAUUUUCUUUUAUAAUGUAAAUUAUUGAUUCACUAUGUA
Cryptomeria japonica (Japanese cedar) is the source of this 2145-nucleotide messenger RNA. Its product is annotated as disease resistance RPP13-like protein 4. The transcript is spliced from 2 exons. Lineage: Eukaryota; Viridiplantae; Streptophyta; Pinopsida; Cupressales; Cupressaceae. The record is from RefSeq and is a predicted model, not a curated record. Gene Ontology annotation, molecular function: ADP binding. Bases 130 to 930 code for a protein of 266 amino acids.